UAUUGCAUUUGCAUAUCCCCUCUUGUCUCUCACUCUCUCAUUGUUCAUGUCUUGCUUGAGCAUAAGGCUCCCUCCAGCCAAGAAGGCAUGGAAGAGCUUUACUUCCAAACUGCAAACCAGACUACAUAAACUUCACAAAUCCAAAGCUAUCAAAAGACCCAAGAAUAAUCGGUUGCAAACAGCUGUUGCAAAAACUACUAGGCCUUCACUUUUCUUGGGACAACGCCUACAGCGUAAGAAGCGUCGUGCCCUUCCUUUUGGGUACCAACGCUACUACGUCUCAAAAAAUAAAGCUGCUGCGCCUGUUUACAUAGAUAAGCUCUUUAAAGAUGCGCCUGUCACUGAACUUGUGGGCUUUAUUCAUCAACAAUCAUCAGGGAAGGGUGAUGUUCAAAGGGAAAAGAAUGUGAAGCUCCUUGAUCAAGUUGCAGCUGCUGCAGAGGAGGGAACAAGCAAGGAAGGAGAAAAGCAGGGAGAUGAAAAAUCCAGUGUGGGAGAUGAUAUUGCGAAAUCGAUAGGAAUGGCGCCGCUUAUGCUGCAUGGAGUAGAUGCAAGAGCAGAGGAAUUUAUUGCUAGUUUCCGAGCAGAAAUGGAGCGCCAGGAGAUUAUAGCACGUAAUUUAUAGCGCUUGUUAGCGCAACGUUUGGCCCUAGUUUUCUGUUCUUUUUAUUAACUAUUUUCCCUUUUUCGUUGCCUGUACUAUUCAAUUGAUUGUGGAGGAAUAUGAUUUCAAUGGCGUUGAGAAAGUGGGAGGAAAGGGGAAGUUAAAUGAUGUAAAUAAAUUGAUUAGAGAAUGUAAUGAGUUGGGAUGAAGUCAAUUUAAAGCUUGUGGGUUGGUUUAAAUUUUCA
Theobroma cacao (cacao) is the source of this 849-nucleotide messenger RNA. RefSeq lists its product as uncharacterized. Lineage: Eukaryota; Viridiplantae; Streptophyta; Magnoliopsida; Malvales; Malvaceae. The record is from RefSeq and is a predicted model, not a curated record.